Messenger RNA from Nothobranchius furzeri (turquoise killifish), 2995 nucleotides. RefSeq names its product protocadherin beta-16. Gene Ontology annotation, cellular component: plasma membrane. The record is from RefSeq and is a predicted model, not a curated record. Gene Ontology annotation, molecular function: calcium ion binding. NCBI's taxonomy places the organism in Eukaryota, Metazoa, Chordata, Actinopteri, Cyprinodontiformes, Nothobranchiidae. Gene Ontology annotation, biological process: homophilic cell-cell adhesion.
UUCACCAAUGUACAAAAUCAGUUGUUGGCAAUAUGUAUCUUAGAUCACUGUAAAAUGUGUUUUUUUAUUCCAGACCUGCAAUAAUAGUAUUUAAAUAUAAGUAUUAGUAUUUUCAACAAGGUGUUUAAGCAGAGCUUAUACAAAUAAAUAAUGUAGAUUGUUAUUGCUGCAGUUUUCAUAUAUGAACUCUUAGGGCCGCUGUUGACCAGUGUGUGGAUGAGUGUGUGAAGGAUUUAAGCAGAACCUCCCUUGUUACAUCGAGAUCAUAAAGACGAGGCAAAGAAGGAGAACAUCGCAUUUUAUUUUCUGGAAUUCAGACGAAGAUUUGUGACCCUCUUCGAUUUAUUUUGUGGAUUAUAUUAAAAGUAAUGCUCACACUUGAUUGGAAUAACCAGAAUUUUUCGGAAGGGCAAACAAACAUUCUGUUGCAUCGAUGGGAAAACGCACGGAUCUAACAAUGGAAGGACAGACGCUGCUGUGUUUUGCUCUUUUUUUCUUUAGAUCGGGAAGCGGGCAAGUGAGCUACACCAUACCAGAGGAAAUGGCUAAAGGAUCGUUAGUGGGGAACGUAGCAAAUGAUUUAGGUUUAGAAACAAAGCGUUUUAUUUCAGGUAAGGCUCGGAUUUAUACGUCGAACAGUGACGAGUACGUGAGGCUGAGUAGAGAGAGAGGAGUCCUGCUCGUGAAAGAAAGGAUCGACAGAGAGGCGCUCUGCAAACAGACGACGCCCUGUGCGUUACAUUUUCAGAUUAUUCUAGAGAAUCCGAUGGAGUUUUAUAGUGUUACAAUCCAGAUUACAGAUAUUAAUGACAACGCACCUACGUUUGAGGGACAGAAGAUCGAAUUUAAAAUUAGUGAAUCAGCGAUUUCCGGGUCCAAAUUUGUGCUGGAGAGGGCUGUUGAUCUGGAUGUGGGGACAAACGAUCUCCAGAAGUACGAUUUAAACCCAUCAGACCAUUUUGCUCUGAAGCUCCACAACAGCGCUGAUGGAAACAAAAACGUAGAGAUGGUUUUACAGAAGCCUUUAGACAGAGAGAAGCAGGAGCAGAUCAAUCUGGUGUUAACGGCUGUAGAUGGAGGAGAGCCGCAGAUGUCAGGAACGAUGCAGAUUGUUAUUACAGUCUUAGACGUUAAUGAUAAUGCUCCUGUUUUUACACAGAAAACAUACAAAGCUACAGUGACUGAAAACUCACCUAAAGGCACCGUUGUUGCUACAGUUACAGCAUCAGAUGCAGAUGAAGGCUCUAACAGUAAAAUAACAUACUCGAUUACAAACACUUUAGAUGAUGUGAGAAAAAUAUUCAUCGUUAACAGAGAAAAUGGUGAAAUAUCUUUGAUUGGAAAUAUUAACUUUGAAGAGUCACAAAAUUUUCAAAUUAAUUUGCGAGCAAGUGAUGAUGGAGGCCUGACGGAUUCUUGUAAAUUAUCUGUAGAUGUACAAGAUGUAAAUGACAACAAGCCUGAAAUUAGCAUAAUGUCUAAGACAAAUGUAAUUUCAGAAGAUGCUAAACUAAAUACAGUUGUUACAAUGAUCCAUGUUGAAGACAAGGACACGGGAGAAAACGGAAAAGUUAAUUGCUUUAUUCUCGAGAAAAUAGAAUUUUCGCUAAAAUCCUCCACAAAUAAUUUCUACAGUUUAGUGACAGACAGCGAGUUAGACAGGGAGAGAGCCUCUGAGUAUAACAUCACGGUGAGCUGCUCUGAUGAAGGAGUGCUCUCCCUCUCCAGCAGCGUCACUCUCACCUUACAGAUCUCUGAUGUGAAUGACAACGCGCCUGUCUUUGAGAGGAGCUCAUAUGAGGCCUACAUUGUAGAAAACAACACACCAGGUCUCUCCAUAUUCACAGUGAACGCCACAGACGCUGACUGGAACCAGAAUGCCCGUGUUUCUUACAUACUGGAGGACUCCUCCGUUAACGGAGUUCCGGUCUCCUCAUAUGUGUCCGUUAGUGCUGAUAGCGGAGUCAUCCACGCAGUGCGCUCUUUUGACUACGAGCAGAUCAAAGACUUCCAGUUUCACGUUAAAGCGCAGGAUGGAGGCUCUCCUCCUCUCAGCAGCAACGUGAGUGUGAAAAUACUGAUCCAGGACCAGAACGAUAACCCCCCUCAGGUCCUGUACCCGGUCCAGACUGGAGGCUCCGUGGUGGCUGAGAUGGUGCCUCGUUCAGCAGAAGUGGGCUAUCUGGUGACUAAAGUGGUGGCUGUUGAUGUGGACUCUGGACAGAACGCCUGGCUCUCCUAUAAACUGCAGAAAGCCACAGACAGGGCGCUGUUUGAAGUGGGCUUACAGAAUGGAGAAAUCAGAACUAUCCGUCAAGUGACUGAUAAAGAUGCUGUGAAACAAAGACUGACUGUUAUAGUGGAGGACAACGGCCAGCCCUCUCGUUCAGCUACAGUCAUUGUUAACGUGGCGGUGGCGGACAGCUUCCCUGAAGUGCUGUCGGAGUUCACUGACUCUACACACGACAAGGAGUACAACGACAACCUGACUUUUUACUUAGUCUUGGCUCUGGCUGUAGUUUCCUUCCUCUUCAUCACCUGUUUAGUGGUUAUCAUCUCAGUGAAAAUCUACAGAUGGAGACAGUCUCGCAUCCUGUAUCACUCCAGCCUCCCUGUCAUUCCAUAUUAUCCACCACGUUACUCAGACACGCUGGGGACAGGAACUCUCCAACAUGUGUACAACUACGAGGUGUGCAGGACCACUGACUCCAGAAAGAGUGACUGUAAGUUCGGCAGAGCUGCUAGUCAGAACGUGUUGGUAAUGGACCCCAGUUCUACAGGAACCAUGCAGAGGAUGCAGGGUGAGAAGAGCAUCCUGGAUGAGCCUGACUCUCCUUUAGAGGUUAGUUUUUUGGAUUCAUUUACCCAUAUUUGCAUAUUUAGUUUUUUCAUCGCUUCUCAACUACAGUAUACCUUUUUUUUUUUUUUUUUUUUUUUUUUGCUGUUGCCCUCUGUUCACAAACCAUCAAACUCGGACAGACACACACAUUGUUAA